AUGGCCGUCGAGAUCGAUCCACUCGCCGCCGUGUCGAGGCGAGCAUUGUCGGACAGAACGCAGGGUAGGACUCGGAUUGUGAUACUUUGUACUUCAGCUUCGCCUUUCUCCUUUCGCUGGUCGCCCACCUUUGCCUUUGACGACCGCUACCACGCUUUGACGCAUCGACUGAUCAACACGGCCAUACUCACUUCAGCUGGACUGAGCUUGCGAGCAGAGCUCGCCCUUUGCAACCCUCACCGGCCAACGUUGGAUCCGACCGGCCAUCACAACCGAAUCAGACCUGGCCUGACCUACCUGCAACCCGCUAACGAGCGAGCGAGCGACGCUCAGUUGCACGGACCGAUCGACUAUUACGCGCUACAGCAACAUCAGAUGCUGCUCGAGAUGCAGCAGCAGGCUCAACAUGCCGCAUGGGAGAUGCAGCAGCUCGAGUAUCAACAGAUGCUCAUCCAGCAGAUGCACUACCAGCAGCACUACCAGCAACAGCAGCAGCCGCAGCAGCCGCAGCAGUACUAUGCGGGUUCCCAACACGUCACUCCCGCCCGACGUCAGCCUCGCCAACUUUACCACGGCCAACACGGUCCACCACACUCUUUCGCAACGCCUUCGCCCCCUUACACUGCUGCCGGUCAUCCCGCUCGCGUCUCGCCUCCCAUCGCGCAGCCCUCAGAACGCAAGCCGUCCGGCCCCAUGCAGCGCCUUCACUCUGGCGGCCCGCGCAAUGCCUGCCAGGCCAUGCGCCAGCCCAUCGGUCCCCCUCGCGAUGAUGAGAUAGCUUCCAAGAACUUCUCAACUCGCAUCAGAGCCAGCGCUAUCGGCACACUUGGCUCGGCGGUGCGCGGCCGCAUGACCAGUGCUAGCUACAUCGACGUCUCCGCCUGA
Messenger RNA from Mixia osmundae IAM 14324, 885 nucleotides. RefSeq lists its product as uncharacterized. The coding region runs from base 1 to 885 and encodes 294 amino acids. The transcript is spliced from 5 exons. The record is from RefSeq and is a predicted model, not a curated record. NCBI's taxonomy places the organism in Eukaryota, Fungi, Basidiomycota, Mixiomycetes, Mixiales, Mixiaceae.